This is a messenger RNA of Penaeus indicus, 657 nucleotides long. Its product is annotated as aromatic-L-amino-acid decarboxylase-like. Bases 1 to 657 code for a protein of 218 amino acids. Gene Ontology annotation, cellular component: cytoplasm. The transcript is spliced from 7 exons. Gene Ontology annotation, biological process: amino acid metabolic process; serotonin biosynthetic process; catecholamine metabolic process. Gene Ontology annotation, molecular function: aromatic-L-amino-acid decarboxylase activity; pyridoxal phosphate binding. Lineage: Eukaryota; Metazoa; Arthropoda; Malacostraca; Decapoda; Penaeidae. The record is from RefSeq and is a predicted model, not a curated record.
AUGGAAAUCAACACUUCCGGGCUGCCGCAGGUGGUGGGCACCAUCGGGGCCACUCCGGCCUGCAGCUUCGACAACCUGCGGGAGAUCGGGGAAGUGGCGCAGGAAUUCGGAAUGUGGCAUCACGUGGACGCCGCAUACGCAGGGUCGGCGCUGGUGUGCGAGGAAUACCGCUACCUGAUGGACGGAUUAGAACUGGCCGAAAGCUUCAAUUUCAACCCUCAUAAAUGGCUACUUGUGAACUUCGACUGCUCUGCUAUGUGGUUAAAAAACACCCGUGAUGUAACCGAUGCUUUCAAUGUGGAUCCUCUGUACCUCAGGCAUGACCAUCAGGGCCAACAGCCUGACUACCGGCAUUGGCAGAUCCCAUUAAGCAGGCGUUUCCGUUCUCUCAAGCUGUGGUUCGUCAUGCGGUUGUAUGGCAGGCAGGGACUGCAGGACCACAUUAGGAAGCAGAUAGCAUUGGCUCAUGAGUUCGAAGCACUGGUACGCGAAGACUCUCGCUUCGAAAUCUUCUUCCCAGUUACUCUUGGACUGGUGAGCUUUCGCCUCAAGAACGAAAGCAAUGACGUGAAUGAUAGUCUUCUAAAAAGCAUCAAUGCAAGCGGCAUCAUCCACAUGGUUCCUUCCAAGGCCAAGGACACAUACUUUCUCAGGUGA